Helianthus annuus (common sunflower) is the source of this 582-nucleotide messenger RNA. RefSeq lists its product as uncharacterized. Lineage: Eukaryota; Viridiplantae; Streptophyta; Magnoliopsida; Asterales; Asteraceae. Bases 1 to 582 code for a protein of 193 amino acids. The record is from RefSeq and is a predicted model, not a curated record. The transcript is spliced from 4 exons.
AUGGAACAACCAGCCAUCACGUUGCUCAAAAAUUUGAAUCUCAACCAGGAUGACUAUACCAUCAAAGUUCGCAUUGUCAGACUAUGGAGUCGAGCAGCCUUCAAUGAUUCUCGAAAGGUUUAUUGCUAUGAUAUGAUUUUAAUGGACGAAGAGGGGACGAAAAUUCAAGCCUUUGUCUUAGCCAAGACUGCCAGAGAGUAUGAACAUUUGUUGAAGGAGAAGCAGUGUUUGUUCAUCCGUAAUCCUUCAUUAGGCGAGAAUCGACAGAAAGUGAAGUAUGUCCAUAUUUCGACGAAAAUUAAUCUAAACAGCAACGCAAUAGUUUCGGUUUGUGAUGAACCUGUUGGUACUGAGUGGGGAUUCGACUUCUCUUCCUUUAGUUCUGUUGUUCAAGACCCGACUGACGACAAUAAGUCCUUUAAAAGUCCAAUUGACGUAAUUGAUUUUGUCGUUAAGAGUUUUCCUUAUGAUCUAAAAGAGGAUACCAAAGACGGGAAACAAGAAAAGAAGCUAACAUUCAUGCUUCAGGAUUUAGAGUUUAGGGAAGCAAAUAUAUGUUACUCUUUGGGAUGCUUAUGCUGA